AAAAAAGUGAAAUGAAGUGAACACCAUUUUUUCUAAUUAUUUUGCUAAAUUAAAAUCUAUUUCUUUGAUUUCAUUAUUGUAUGUACAUUGUUUUGAAAUGGUUUUGUAUAUUUUUCAAAUUUCAUUUUUCAAACAAAGAUUAUUUAUCGUAUUUAUUAUUUGUCAGUCUUGUUUACUGCAGCAAUUUCAUUUUCGUGAUACAGCUGAAUUCGUACCACGUAUUGUGCAAGGAACUGCUGCGAAACUUGGAGACGUCCCUUUCCAGGUUGCGUUCAAGAAACGCAUUAGGGGCAAGUCCAUGUAUAGCACGUUUUGUGGCGGAAGCAUCAUCUCUAAUAAAAAAAUCGUAUCGGCCGCUCACUGUUUUCAGGAAUCGAGUUGGUUCAACUUCAAUUGUAAUCCUUUUAGCAGAGUGAAGAAAGUCAAGUCGUCUUUAUUACGGCAAGUAUUGGUUGUGGCUGCUAACCUCAAGAAUGACGCAAAACUAUCAGACAAUGAAGGCCAAUGGAGAAGAUUGUCCCACGGCGUAUAUCCCAGUGAUUAUAGAUUCCCCAGGGCAGAUAUAGCUGUUAUAGUUAUAGAAGGAUCGUUUGUAUUCAACAACCAUGUAAGUUCGAUACCGCUUGCGACGAGGCAUAUAGAGUAUAACAUGAAAUGCCAGGCUUCUGGAUACGGACGGUUGUCCACAUCUCAAAAUAUAAAAUCGCCCAUACUAUACUAUGCGAAUAUGGACAUAGUACCAACGAAUAUCUGCAAUGUUAUGCACAGAAGAAAUAUGAGACAUACUGUAUGUACAUCAAGUGUAGUACCCGAUACAGCUCAGGGUGAUUCUGGCGGCCCUUUAAUCUGCACGGGAACGGGAGACCCUGCCGAUAAAGGCCAAGGAAUUUUGGCUGGAGUCGUCAGCGGCCACCGCAUAGGAACAGGCUCUUUCUUCACCAGAGUAUCAUCUUACAAUCGCUUUAUAACAAGAAAUAGUGAUUUAAGCAGCGAAAUAAGACACAUUAAUUCGAUUCGGAAUGUAAUUUUGACAAUAUACGUGACAUUUUGCUUGUUUUGAUCUCGUUUUAUUUCG
This is a messenger RNA of Plodia interpunctella (Indianmeal moth), 1075 nucleotides long. RefSeq names its product transmembrane protease serine 9-like. Lineage: Eukaryota; Metazoa; Arthropoda; Insecta; Lepidoptera; Pyralidae. The record is from RefSeq and is a predicted model, not a curated record. Gene Ontology annotation, biological process: proteolysis. Gene Ontology annotation, molecular function: serine-type endopeptidase activity. Bases 98 to 1060 code for a protein of 320 amino acids. The transcript is spliced from 6 exons.